Molecule: messenger RNA, 1038 nt
Organism: Tuber melanosporum (Perigord truffle)
Lineage: Eukaryota; Fungi; Ascomycota; Pezizomycetes; Pezizales; Tuberaceae
Exons: 2
Coding region: 1-1038 (345 amino acids)
Source: RefSeq, a predicted model, not a curated record
AUGCCCUUCGUGGAUCCCACACCAGGUCCGAAGCCUGCGGUUGAGAUUUUUCCUGCCGCUGUGGACGGUCGGAUUCCACAGAUCCUCGCUGUCAACAAACCUCCGAAAUCUCAUCACCCUACCCCACUUUUUAUCGGGUUCACAAGAAAUUGGCCGAUUUUACAACAAUCUGUCGUUAGCUAUAUAACGGCUGGAUGGCCUCCUGUCGAUAUCUAUGUUGUGGAUAAUACCGGCACGAUGGACUCCAACGAACUUGGGCUGUUGACGCUGCAGAAUCCCUUCUUCAUCGACUACCCAAGGUUGAGGGCGCUAGGAGUUAACAUAAUCACCGCACCUACUUUGCUCUCCUUUGCUCAAUUGCAAAAUUUCUUUCUCUACACAGCUAUCCGAAGGAACUGGGGGCAUUAUUACUGGAGUCAUAUGGAUUCUGCCGUGCUCUCCGAUGAGGAACAACACCCUUACAGGAGCCUUUACCAGAGGAUUGUCGAGAACUGGAGUUCCAUGGACAAGACGGAGAAGUGGGCAAUCAAGCUCUUCGAGUACGAUUAUUUGGCGUUGGUCAAUGUGGCUGCCUAUAAGGAUGUUGGCGGUUGGGAUACACAAAUCCCCUUCUACACUACCGAUUGCGAUUUCCAUGCAAGGCUACGCAUGAAGAAUUACACUAUAACCGAAGAGAAAGUUGGGCACAUUUUCGAUGUAGGAGCGACUGUGCCCGACCUCUCCGUCUUUUAUCCUGGGACAGCAAACGAGCCUCUGAACGGCGAGAGGUUCAAGUAUCUGCGUAAACUGCUGGACGAUUUUCAGAGUUCGAAAAACAAGGAAAAAUCCGAUCGAAAUUUCUGGCAAGCGGCGCAACUUGGUGGAAAAGGGGAACCCUUCUAUCGGAACCCGGUGGGCUUUGAAAAAGCGAUGCAGCACUGGAUUGAGACUGGCCGCACAGUUUAUGCAGAGAAGUGGGGCCACCGCGAGUGCGACAUAUGGGAAAUUGGGAAGGAAAUUGACAAGGCUUGGGAGUAUAAGGAAGACUGGUUGGUCUGA